AUGGGCCAGCAACGGCCAUCCUCGCAAGAUCCGUUCAUCGAUGACGCCUCGGAGCAGCUUCCAAGCCAGUUUUACCUCGUCGACGCCGCAACGGGCGAGUACCGACAGUACUCAGCCAUGCCUGGAUAUUCGCCGUCGGACCACGGCGCGACCGCACACGUGGGAAUGCAGGCGGCAAUUCUCCCAGAGCCGGUUCCCGCGAUGAUGCCUGUGCCAGUGGCCCUAGCAGUUGGGGCAGGGGCAACGAGCACUGCAGGAGCGCGGGGACACCACCUCCACCACCAACGUCAGGAGCACCAGCACAACCGUCAAGACCACCACCACCAUAACGCCUACAUCGACCUUCCAAAUAUUAACCCCCCAGUUGCACCACCGCCUGCGACGUUAUUAGCAGCGGCGCACCCGCAACUCGACUACCACCAUCGCCAUCUCCCUGUGCAGCCUCAUCCGCGCACUCACCAUCCCCCUUCCCUCCACAGCCAUCCCGUGCACCGCUUCCCAGGCCGCCCACUCACCAUGGCCACCACCGAUGAGCACGGCAUGGCCGCCCAACAAGAAGCGGCCAGAGCCUAUCAGCCAAAUCUCGAUGGUCCUAGCAUCGGCGAUAAGACACCCAUUGAGGCCAUUGUAGAAGAGUAUGCCAAGGCGGAUCCAGUAUACGUCGAAAAGACAAUGGCACGUACUUCCACGCCCGCAAACACCCCGCCCGUGCCCUACCUCAAACCUACGGCUCAUACCGCCGCGUCAAGGGCGAUGGCAACUGCGGAUGGAGAGGCAUGUAUUGGUCCUCUCCAUGGAACCUCCUGCUCUCUGCUAACAAUCACCACUCUCUCCACAGCCAUCGGUUUCUGCUACUUUGAAAAGCUCGUCGAGGCCGGCGACGCCGACCAGGUCGAGGGCGAGGCAGCCCGCCUCAUGAGCAUGAACCACUUCCUCGGCACUGUCGGCGGCUACGACUACUAUGAGGACUGGGCCGAUGAGGCCAUCGGCCUGCUCCGCACGCUCGCAGGGUGUGUGACCGACCCGGCCGCUGCCCAUGCCCUCGUCCACGACCGCUGGACAGACCCGGCCACCAGCAGCGCCCUCAUCUACUACCUGCGCUUGCUUGCCGCCACCCACCUCAAGGCGCACGCGGACCAGUAUGACCCCUUCGUGCCCGAUGGCCAGGGCAUCCGCGCUUACUGCAGCCAAUCGGUCGAGCUGCCCGACCGCGAGAUUGAGCAGCUUGGCAUCAUUGCUCUCUAUAACUGCCUCCUGAAGCCCCUCGACCUCGUCCUCGAGAUUGCCUACCUCGACCGCAGCCCCGGCGCCCAGGUCAAUACCUACCGCUUUCCCGAGGAAGCCAUUACCAAAGACCCGGCCGUCCUCGGGCCCAUGAUCCAGCUACUUUACCGCCCUGACCACUACGACAUCCUCUACCGCCGGCCCACGGUGGUGGUGGCCGAUAUCAUGGUCAAUCGCGCCACGGAUGUCUAUUCUCAUACCCCCAUCAAUAGCACGCACAGUAGUCUAGGCGCCUUUUCGACGGCCGACUUUGGCCUCCUGGCAUCUCUCCCGUCAGCGUCCCCAUCCGGCAUGUCGACCUUGACCUCCCCAAACAUCAUGCACACGCCCGCGCCGCCGUCCUCCUCAUGUGGCUCUUUUGUACCAGACGGACAGUGGAUGCCGCCGCUUCCCACGCACGCCGCCUCUUCGAACGCGCCGAUUGUACAACGCGGCCGGUCCCAUCCCGCUGCCGACACUCUGCUCACGUCCCCGGGCCCCAAGGCGCCACCACCUCCAGCGACGGCGACGGCGACGGCGCCCGAGGCCGAGUGCAACAUUCGCUUCACCAAGAUGCAGUACAAUUACGAGGAGGAUAGCAGCCGCGCUGCUCUCCUCGGCCUCCUCCCCUUCAACGUCACCACCACCACCUUCAAGAACAGCGUCUGGAACCGAGCACACUUUGGCAACCCCGAGUUUCGCCCCGAGCAGUGGCGCCCAGGCGACGACGGAGCCGACGACCGCACACGGAAGAAGAAGGGUAGUGGUGGUAACGGCAGCGCCAAGGAAACGUGA
Messenger RNA from Cordyceps militaris CM01, 2058 nucleotides. RefSeq names its product ubiquitin thiolesterase. The record is from RefSeq and is a predicted model, not a curated record. Gene Ontology annotation, molecular function: cysteine-type deubiquitinase activity; ubiquitin binding. Bases 1 to 2058 code for a protein of 685 amino acids. NCBI's taxonomy places the organism in Eukaryota, Fungi, Ascomycota, Sordariomycetes, Hypocreales, Cordycipitaceae. Gene Ontology annotation, cellular component: nucleus. Gene Ontology annotation, biological process: protein K48-linked deubiquitination. The transcript has 3 exons.